This is a messenger RNA of Funneliformis caledonium, 223 nucleotides long. NCBI's taxonomy places the organism in Eukaryota, Fungi, Glomeromycota, Glomeromycetes, Glomerales, Glomeraceae. The record is from the annotation of a GenBank genome assembly.
AUCUCAAAAUUUUGUAGUUGACACACCAGAUGGAUCUCUUGAUUUAGAGGUAGCUUUACGAUUUGAACGAAUGAAUGCUGCAGAGAAAUCUACAUCCCGAACUAAAGGUCGACUUACCCGAUGGACAAAUGCAUGCCGAAAAAUACAUAGUGUACCGUUAAAGCUAGCCGCUGAUUAUUUGAUUUUGAUAUUUAUUGAGAAAAAAAAAAUAUUAUUUUUUUAA